This is a messenger RNA of Dentiscutata erythropus, 644 nucleotides long. The record is from the annotation of a GenBank genome assembly. Lineage: Eukaryota; Fungi; Glomeromycota; Glomeromycetes; Diversisporales; Gigasporaceae.
UAGAAAGACGCUUAGAUGAUGAAAAGAAAGCUUUAUAUGAACAGUUAAUAAAAAAAGUCGAAGAAUGUAAUUUAUGUCUGUAUGCUAAGGUAUACUGGCUUGGAACAGCUGUCAGGGAAGAGGAAGUGAUUGAUAUUUGUCUUCCAAAAACUGCUAUAGUUAAUGAAAUUUUUAAAAUAAUUAUAAACAAACUAGCAUUAAGACCUACUAGUAAAAUUAGAUUAUAUGAUGUCUUACAUUGCAAAAUUCAAAAAGAAUAUGUUACUAACGAUCCAAUAGAUUUGAUACAGGAAAAUAUUACGUUAUACGCGGAGGAAAUACCACAAGAUGAAAUCGAACUAGGUGCUAAUGAUAAAGUUAUUCAAAUAUAUCAUUUUAUUAAGAAACCGUUACGCACGCAUGGAAUUCCAUUUAAAUUUGUUAUUAAUGCUGAUGAGCAUUUCUCUAAGACAAUGUUGCGUCUUAGAAUACGGUUAGGAAUGAACGAAAAAGAUUUCUCGAAAGUAAAAGGUGCGGUCGUACAAGCGCAAUCAUUUGCUAAGUUUCAGUAUAUAGAUGAUAAAGUUAUUUUAUCGGAUUAUGGAUUAACAGAUGAACUUCUAGGUCUUGAUCUUGUUGAUCCAAAUUGGAUUGCUGGAUCAUGA